AUUGUCCUGCUUAAAGCUGAGCCUCCACCAUCUUAAAGCUAACACCACCACAAGGCUCCAACUAAAAGGCAAUAGUUUCUCCAACUGACACCCCCUUUCCCUCGUCUCCUCCCUUUAACUCUACUGUCAUUCUCUCCUUCUCAUCACCUUCUAUAAUGCCUCUCAUUUACAGACCUCAUUCAUCUCUCUAUAACACACCCUUUCACCUCUAAGUCCAAAUAUUGUUUCGUCGAUCACCAACACCUCUAGUCGCAGAUCAAAACCUGAACUUUCCUUCUCUCUUUGCAUUCCAUCCUUUUCUUCUUGAGGAUUCCACACUGCAAACGAUUCCUCCGUGAUGAACAAAACCCAAUUUUAUAUCGCCAUUUUCUUCCCCUGUUUCGAUAAAUAAGAAAACAGAGCCAUCUUCUCCUAUCCCUUCAAUCGUAGACAUCGCGCGUCCAAGACUCGAGCUUUUUCCUACACUUUGCUUCCUCUGCUUCUGUCGAUCUCGAAAGAGCAAAUCUUUUGGGUUUUCUUCAUUGCUGGAAUUUCUCAUUACACGCAAGGUCCGAACUUUCUGCGCUCCAUCACACCCCCUGCCUCUGCAACCCCAUAAAUUUCGCGUUCUAGAUGCCUUCUGGCCGGAGAAAGUUCUUGGUGCGGCAUCCGGUGGUGGUCGACAUCGGCUGCAGCUGCCGGCGGCCGAAGCUCCCAUCUUUCUUCUCCUUCUCGCAGAAACCCAAGCCGCCGAAGAGUCCCAGUCUCCUCUCCCCUUCGACCACCAUUUCCCACUGGGAGACCAGCCUCACCGCCGCCGCCGCCACCAGCACCACAACAGCCACCGCCACCGACUCCUCUCCCUCACGCUACGGAGACUACACCUCUCCGCAGUAUCCGGCGUCAUACCCACUGGAGAGCCCGCAGAAGACGGCCGCUACGGGCCAGCGGAAGCCGUACCAGAAGAAGAAGAAGCACAAGUGCCCGGCGACGGCUGCGGCCAAAAUGGGGGUCGUCGAGGGGAGCAUGGCGGUGGUGAAGGAGUCGUCGGACCCGUACCUGGACUUCCGGGACUCGAUGCUGCAAAUGAUCGUGGAGAUGGAGAUCUACGCGUGGGAGGACCUCCGCGACCUCCUCCAUCGCUUCCUCGCCCUCAACGCCCCACGCCACCACCACCUCAUUCUCCGUGCCUUCGCCGAGAUCUUGAACGGCCUCUUCUCACCACCCUAGCCCUCGCCGCCGCCGCCCUCGUCUGCCACCGGCUGCAGACGGCAGUGACGGCACACCCCCGCACGCGGCCGCAACGGCCCACGAAAAGGACAAGAGUUGAGAUCCUGCCACGACCGGGUGCCACGUGGAUAAUCAGAGGGUAACUCCACUGCCGGUGACAGGAUCUCGAUUUCCCAGAAGAAAGCUACCAAAAAGAGGCAAUUUGGUGGAAGCUGAAGUGUGUUUCGUUUGAAUGGUAGGAUUCGGUGAAGAUGUUGUGACCUGCGCAAAGCCGCCUGUCGAUGAUGUGAUGGUAUGUGGAGAGCCUUCGCUCUGUUCUUUUGCCUCCUAAAACCCACAUUUACUGCCCGCAGUGUUUGUCUGAGUUCUUCAACGAGUCACUGUCUCAUGGAUCUUCCAGUGAUUCACCUUCUUCUGCUCUACCAGUGCAUGCCAUCUUGCCUUGCGCAGCUUCUGCAUCAGAGAUCAAAAGCAGCAAAAAGAACAGGCAAACAAGCUUCAAGUAUACUGCUAGAUUAAGUAUAUUUGAGCUCAGAUUGAGCUGCAACUCUGAAAAAGAACAAGAGGAAUUAGUUCAGGUUGUUUCUUGCUUUUGAUGGGAAGUUCUAGCUGUAGGUGUAAAAGCAAAUUUUGAUAGGGAUUAGUUGCAGAAAAAAAAACUUAGGAACUACUUCAAA
This is a messenger RNA of Musa acuminata subsp. malaccensis (wild Malaysian banana), 1886 nucleotides long. RefSeq names its product transcription repressor OFP8-like. The record is from RefSeq and is a predicted model, not a curated record. NCBI's taxonomy places the organism in Eukaryota, Viridiplantae, Streptophyta, Magnoliopsida, Zingiberales, Musaceae. Gene Ontology annotation, biological process: negative regulation of DNA-templated transcription.